Messenger RNA from Pseudocercospora fijiensis CIRAD86, 5212 nucleotides. RefSeq lists its product as uncharacterized. Bases 169 to 4860 code for a protein of 1563 amino acids. The transcript has 3 exons. The record is from RefSeq and is a predicted model, not a curated record. Gene Ontology annotation, biological process: actin filament organization; vesicle transport along actin filament. Gene Ontology annotation, molecular function: ATP binding; actin filament binding; microfilament motor activity. NCBI's taxonomy places the organism in Eukaryota, Fungi, Ascomycota, Dothideomycetes, Mycosphaerellales, Mycosphaerellaceae. Gene Ontology annotation, cellular component: cytoplasm; myosin complex; actin cytoskeleton.
UACGACACCGGCGUGCUGGCCUGGCAGCCAGACCAGAACGAGGGUUGGGUGUCUUCAGAGGUCACCAAGAAGAAGGUCGACGGCGACAGGGUAACGCUGGUCUUCACCCUCGAAAAUGGCGACGAGAAGACCAUCGAGACGACGCUGCACGAGCUGUCGAAAGAUGCCAUGAGCUCCACCUUGCCGCCCCUUCGAAAUCCCGCCAUGCUCGAGGCCAGCGACGACCUGACGAGCCUCUCACAUCUCAACGAGCCGGCCGUGCUGCAGGCCAUCAAGCUGCGCUAUGCCCAAAAGGAGAUCUACACAUACUCGGGCAUUGUCCUGAUCGCUACCAACCCCUUUGCGCGCGUCGACUCGCUGUACGUCCCCGGUAUGGUGCACGUCUACGCAGGCAAGCAUCGAGCCUCGCAAGCACCGCAUUUGUUCGCCAUCGCCGAAGAGUCCUUUGCCGACAUGCUGCGGAACGACAAGAACCAGACCAUCGUCGUGUCGGGAGAGUCAGGAGCAGGCAAGACGGUCAGCGCCAAGUAUAUUAUGCGUUACUUUGCCACGCGAGAGCCUCCCGAUCAGCCUGGUGUCCGCAGAAGAGACCGAAGCGAUGCCAUGAGCGAGACCGAAGAACGCAUUCUUGCUACCAAUCCCAUCAUGGAAGCUUUCGGUAACGCCAAGACCACCCGAAACGACAACUCGUCCCGUUUCGGAAAGUACAUCGAGAUCAUCUUCGACAAGCAAACAGACAUCAUCGGUGCGCGGAUACGAACGUACCUCCUCGAGCGGUCGAGGCUGGUGUUUCAGCCGCUUAAGGAGCGAAAUUACCACAUCUUCUACCAGCUUGUAGCGGGCGCAACAGAUCAAGAGCGAGAACAGUUGGGCCUGAUACCCGUCGAGCACUUCGACUACCUUAAUCAGGGUGGUGCUCCUCAGAUUGAUGGCGUGGACGAUGCGAAGGACUUCAAGGACACUCGAUGUUCCCUCACAAGACUCGGUGUGCCCGAGGAUGUGCAGAGCAAUAUCUGGAGAAUUUUGGCUGCACUGCUUCAUCUCGGCAACACCAACAUCACCGCAUCCCGGACAGAAUCACAACUCCCAGCUUCGGAGCCAUCUCUGACAAAGGCUUGCGCUCUGCUCGGCAUCGACGCCAACGAGUUUUCGAAAUGGACUGUCAAGAAGCAAUUGGUGACAAGAGGCGAGAAGAUCAUGUCCAACUUGACACAGCAACAGGCUACCGUUGUGCGAGACUCGGUCGCCAAGUACAUCUACUCGUCCCUCUUUGACUGGCUUGUGGAGACCAUGAACACCUUCUUGGCACCGCAGGAAAUUCUCGAGCAGAUGCAUUCAUUCAUUGGUGUGCUCGAUAUUUACGGUUUCGAGCACUUCGCCAAGAACAGCUUCGAGCAAUUCUGUAUCAAUUAUGCCAACGAGAAGCUGCAACAGGAAUUCAACCAGCAUGUGUUCAAGCUGGAGCAGGAGGAGUAUCUGCGCGAACAGAUCGACUGGAAGUUCAUUGACUUCAGCGACAACCAGCCUUGCAUCGACCUCAUCGAAGGCAAGCUCGGUAUCCUCUCCCUGCUCGACGAAGAGAGCAGACUGCCCAUGGGCUCUGACGAGUCGUUCGUGACCAAGCUGCAUCACAACUUUUCCAACGACAAGCACGCAUUCUACAAGAAGCCACGGUUUGGCAAGAGUUCCUUCACCGUUUGCCAUUAUGCAAUAGACGUGACCUACGAGAGCGAUGGCUUCAUUGAGAAGAACCGAGAUACUGUGCCCGAUGAGCAUCUCGAAGUGCUACGAAAUAGCUCCAACGACUUUUUGACCGAGGUCUUGGAGUCCAGCACUGCCGUCCGCGAUCGUGACAAUGCAGCAGCAAAUCCCAAGGCCAAUGGAACCCCGGGUGCUCGAAAGGGAGCAGCUGCAGCGAGAAAGCCGACACUUGGUGGUAUCUUCAAGAGCUCUUUGAUUCAGCUCAUGGACACCAUCAAUUCGACCGAAGUCCACUACAUCCGAUGUAUCAAGCCUAAUGAAGCCAAGGAAGCUUGGAAGUUCGAAGGACCGAUGGUGUUGAGCCAGCUGCGUGCCUGCGGUGUUCUGGAAACAGUCCGAAUCAGCUGUGCUGGAUAUCCCACUCGGUGGACCUACGAAGAGUUCGCGCUCAGAUAUUACAUGCUCAUCCGCUCCUCCGAAUGGACGACAGAGAUUCGAGACAUGGCAAAUGCCAUCUUGAAGAAAGCUCUUGGCGAAAGUAAGAGUGACAGGACUGACAAGUACCAGCUUGGUUUAACUAAGAUCUUCUUCCGUGCUGGUAUGCUUGCAUUCUUGGAGAAUCUCCGAACAAACAGACUGAGCGACGCGGCGAUCAUGAUACAGAAGAAUCUACGCGCCAAAUACUACCGCCGCCGCUAUCUUGAAGCGCUCGACAGCAUCAAAGCAUUUCAGGCCCGAGCACGAGCAGUCAUGGCGCGGAGAAAAACCGAGGUCGCACGACGAGAACGGAGCGCGACCACGAUCCAGCGGGUUUGGAGAGGCCAGAAGGAGCGGAAGAACUACGUACAAUUCCGAAACGAUCUCAUCCGCUUUGAAGCGGCGGCCAAGGGGUGGAUUUGCCGAAAGAUGAUCUUAGACAAGAAAUACUCUGAUGCUGCGCGCAUCAUUCAGCGUAGCUACAGGAGUUACCGACAGCUCAAGAGCUGGAGAGACUAUCGCAGAAAGGUCACGCUUGUCCAAAGCUUGUGGCGCGGUAAGAAGGAUCGCAAGACGUACAAGAAGCUUAGGGAGGAAGCCAGAGAUCUUAAGCAGAUCUCGUACAAGCUUGAGAACAAGGUCGUCGAGCUCACACAAGCGCUGGGUGCGUCUCGGAAAGAAAACAAAUCACUCAAGGGUCAGGUCGAGAAUCUCGAGAGCCAGAUCACCAGCUCUCGGCAGCGUCACAAUGCGCUGGAGGCCAGAGCGAACGAUCUGCAGAGAGAAGCCAACCAAGCCGGUAUCACCGCAGCAAGGUUGGAGCAAAUGGAGAACGACAUGGCUCGACUGCAAGCCAGCUACGACGAGAGCACUGGCAACGUGCGACGCUUGCAAGAAGAGGAGAAGAACCUUCGCGAGAGUCUGCGGGUCACCACGCAGGAAUUGGAUGCCGCACGAACUGCCAAGACUGCCAGCGAGACCGAAAAGGUCAGCUUGCGACAACAGCUUGCAGAACUCCAAGACCAGCUCGAACUGGCCAAACGAGCGGCACCGGUCACGAACGGCGAGCUCACAAACGGCGCCACUGGCGGUGCGACUUCCGGCCUCAUCAACCUUGUUGCGUCGAGGAAGCCGAAGAGGCGGAGCGCUGGUCCGGAGCCGAUCCAGACGGAGAGGUUCAGCGGCGCUUAUAAUCCGCGGCCAGUCUCGAUGGCGUUUGGUGCGACGGCUGGUGGGCAUGCACAAAACCUAUCUGGUUCCACGUUCAAUCCUGGGCUGGAGAACGUGGAGAUGGAGUUGGAGAACUUGCUUGCUGAUGAAGACAGCCUCAACGACGAGGUCUCCAUCGGACUCAUUCGCAACCUGAAGAUCCCAGCACCCGGCUCAAAUCCACCUCCGACCGACAAAGAAGUGCUCUUCCCUGCAUACCUCAUCAACUUGGUCACCAGCGAGAUGUGGAACAAUGGGUUUGUCAAGGAGUCAGAACGAUUCUUGGCAAAUGUCAUGCAAUCCAUCCAGCAAGAAGUGAUGCAGCAUGACGGUGACGAGGCUAUCAACCCUGGCGCGUUCUGGCUCUCGAACGUGCAUGAGAUGCUCUCCUUCGUAUUCCUUGCCGAGGACUGGUACGAGGCACAGAAGACUGACAACUUCGAAUACGAUCGACUGCUGGAGAUUGUCAAGCACGACCUCGAAAGCUUGGAGUUCAACAUCUACCACACUUGGAUGAAGGUGCUGAAGAAGAAGCUUCACAAGAUGAUCGUGCCUGCCAUUAUUGAGUCGCAGUCUCUGCCAGGCUUCGUCACAAACGAGAACAACCGCUUCUUGGGCAAGUUGCUGCAAUCCUCCAACACGCCAGCAUACAGCAUGGACAACCUGCUCAGUUUGCUGAACAACGUCUUUAAGGCUAUGAAGGCGUUCUACCUUGAGGACAGCAUCAUCACACAAACCGUCACUGAGCUCCUGCGACUUGUUGGCGUGACGGCAUUCAACGACCUACUGAUGAGGAGAAACUUCCUCUCUUGGAAACGAGGACUGCAGAUUAAUUACAACAUCACUCGAAUUGAAGAGUGGUGUAAGAGUCACGAUAUGCCUGAAGGAACGCUACAGCUUGAGCAUUUGAUGCAGGCAACGAAAUUACUGCAACUCAAGAAGGCUACGCUGAACGACAUUGAGAUCAUCCAGGACAUCUGCUGGAUGCUAUCGCCGAACCAGAUCCAGAAGCUUCUCAACCAGUACCUUGUCGCGGACUACGAACAACCCAUCAACGGCGAGAUUAUGAAGGCUGUCGCGUCACGAGUCACCGACCCGAAGUCAGAUGUCUUGCUGCUACAAGCAGUGGACAUGGAAGACUCGGGACCAUAUGAGAUUGCAGAGCCUCGCGUAAUAACAGCACUCGAGACUUAUACGCCUAGCUGGUUACAAACGCCUCGACUGAAACGCUUGGCAGAGAUCGUCUCAGCCCAAGCAGUCAUGCAACAGCAGCUGGACUCGAACAUGAUCAAAGGCGGCGGAGAGGACGACGGACUGGAUAUGCACGAAGGCCAGUGGCCUGUACCGAACGGGCACCACACGAACGGGUUCGGAAUGAGUGGGAAUGGUAAUGGCCACCCGGUGGGACUGGGAGUCUCACAGCAUCCUGUUGACCAGGAUCUGAGCGAUGACGGGAUGGGCGAUUACAGAUAGGACUCGUCGCCGCGCCCACCACCAUUGCGGGCACUGACCCUGACAAUGAAAGGUCAGAGUAAGAUAUGACCGGAGUGGAAAUGGCUUGGUUGGAUGUAAUUCAAAACACACGAAGCGUUUGCAUUUUUGGGGAAGUGGUUUUAGACUCAUGGAUCUCUGAGAUGGAUGACUUGACUACAUUCCUGCUGUCGCGAUUGGGGCGGAGCUUUGUGGUGUCUUUUCUGACUCUGAUGCACUUCUUGUAGAAACGUUUGAGGUGAGAAGGAGGUGCUAGGAUAGGAACGGAAUGGAAUGGACACGUACUUGCAUUGAAUACCGUGGAGCUAGCUCCCUCUUGGGGAAGCGAGACUGG